AUAGAAAAUAAAGCAAACACGCAACAUCACGAUGCUUCUGACCCCAUCUUAUGUACAUUCUAUUUUAACAUCUCUUAGUUAAGUUCCAGGUCAUAUCUCGGAUAAUUUUAAUCAAAUUCUGAUAACAAAUUCUCGUAAUUCUGUUUCGUUCCGUCGACCACGUCGCAUCGCAAUCACAAGACCAUUUUUUGAAAACGCCAAACGGUGUGUACGAGUAUCGAAUGUGAAAUAAAACGGCUGGUUUUUAAGUUAUAAGAAAUCGAAAUGGCAGAAGCAACUUACAUCGAUGGUCCGGAUCAAAUUAUACCUUGCGAUGAACAUAUUUGUACUGAUCUAAACGGCGUAGUUAAACUAAGAAUUCCAGAAAACGGUAAAGCUAUUGAAACGAUCAAACCCAUCUCAGCACCAGGUCUUCUCAUGAGAACAGCUUCAGAAUAUCCGGAUAAAAUAGCACUGGCUUAUAAAGAUAAUGGAAAGUGGGAAAAUGUUACUUAUAAACAAUACCUUGAAAACGUCCGGACUUGUGCUAAAGCUUUCUUACAAUUGGGUUUGGAACCAGGACAUUCAGUAUGCAUUUUGGGUUUUAAUAGUCCAGAAUGGUUUUAUUCACAUCUAGCGGCUAUAUUUGCAGGAGGUGUGGCAGUAGGAAUUUAUACCACCAAUUCACCUAAAGCCUGCCACUACUGUGCAGAUAACAGCAAAGCUAACAUAAUAGUUGUAGAAGAUGAAAAGCAAUUAGCCAAAAUAUUGGAAGUUAGAUCGCAGCUUCCAAAAUUGAAAGCAAUAGUACAAUACAGUGGAGAAAUCACACAUCCUGACGUGAUAAGUUGGAAGAGACUGAUGGAAAUUGGUGCUCAACAAGCGGACGAUGACUUAAAUUCGGCCCUGAAAAAAGUCGCAAGUAAUAAAUGCUGUACAUUGGUGUACACGUCUGGUACCGUGGGUAACCCAAAAGGUGUUAUGCUAAGCCACGACAACAUGACAUGGAAUGCCUUAGCUUUGCUCGAACGUCUAGGAAUCGUUGCCGGUAGUGGCGAACGUGUGGUUAGUUAUCUUCCUCUAAGUCACGUGGCUGCUCAAAUAGUUGACAUAUACAUUAUGAUGACGAUAGCGGGGACUAUAUAUUUUGCCGAUAAGGAUGCACUUAAAGGAUCGCUCAUCAAUACGCUACAGGAAGUUGAACCAACCAAAUUUUUAGGAGUACCUAGAGUUUAUGAAAAAAUAUAUGAAAAAAUGAUGCAAAUCGCUGCAAAAAACGGAACUGUACGGAAAUAUAUAUCGGGAUGGGCAAAGAAACAGGCCCUACAACAUCACAUCGAUAGUAUGAACGGAAUCAAGUCAUAUACUUGGGGAUAUGCAUUAGCCAAAAAUCUGAUUUUUAGUAAAGUUAAAGAGGCGCUAGGUCUGUCCAAGUGCACUUAUUUUGUUAGUGCCGCAGCUCCUUUGUCCACGGAUAUCAAGAGAUAUUUUCACAGCAUAGACAUUCCAAUAAUGGAAUGUUUUGGUAUGUCUGAAGCUAGUGGGGGUCACACUAUUGGAAUUGAAGGUGCUACAAAUUUCGAAUCUAUAGGUAUGACUAUUCCUGGCAUGAAAACAAAAUUAUUCAAUGUUGAAGACGGUCAGGGUGAAAUAUGUUUGUUUGGAAGACAUGUAUUCAUGGGAUACUUGGAUGAACCACAGAAGACAGCUGAAACUAUAGAUGAAGAAGGAUGGUUACAUACAGGCGAUUUGGGUAGAAUAGACGACAAAGGUUUCAUAUACAUUACUGGUAGAAUAAAAGAGCUAUUGGUAACUGCCGGAGGUGAAAAUAUCCCUCCAGUACCUAUUGAACAACAAGUGAAAAGUGAAUUACCUCAUAUAAGUAAUGCCUUUUUGAUAGGAGAUAAACGCAAAUUUUUAUCAAUCUUAGUUAGCUUAAAGACUGAAGUAGAUCCCGACACUGGUGUACCGCUCGGCAAUUUGACUUCUGGAGUUAAACAAUGGUUACAAAGUUUGGAAUGUCCUGCCGAAACAGUAAAAGAAGUUUUAGCGGCUGGUCCGGAUAAGAGAUUGAUGGACGAGUUGAUGCGAGGUAUAGAAAGAGUCAAUAAGAAUGCUACUUCUAAUGCACAAACUAUCAAGAAGGUUGCAGUGCUUCCGGCCGAUUUUUCUGUUCCUACUGGAGAGUUGGGUCCAACAAUGAAAGUGAAACGAAGAAUUGUUGAACAAAAAUAUGCAGACAUUAUUGAAAAAAUGUACUCAUAAAUUUCUUAUUUUGUUUAAUAAAUUAAUAUACACUCAAUUCAAUAAGUUGAACUCACUUUCAAUUAUAAUGUAUAUUAUAAUGCAAAUUAUGGAUUUUCACAAAAACAGAUUUUGUAUAAAUAAAACAAAAAAUAUCUUCACAAAAGUUACAAAAUAUUGGAGUGCACGAAUGAAAAAAAUUUACUAUGUAAAUUAUAAAGUUGUUCUUAUUUUAUUAAAUGUAUGGUUACCAAACCCAUACCUCCUAAAUCUCGUUUCAUUCAGGUUUAUUAAUAAAAUAUUUUGAGUAUGA
Diorhabda carinulata is the source of this 2536-nucleotide messenger RNA. Its product is annotated as very long-chain-fatty-acid--CoA ligase bubblegum-like. Gene Ontology annotation, cellular component: endoplasmic reticulum; membrane. NCBI's taxonomy places the organism in Eukaryota, Metazoa, Arthropoda, Insecta, Coleoptera, Chrysomelidae. Gene Ontology annotation, molecular function: long-chain fatty acid-CoA ligase activity. The record is from RefSeq and is a predicted model, not a curated record. The coding region runs from base 265 to 2244 and encodes 659 amino acids. The transcript is spliced from 11 exons.